AUGUUCUCGCUCUUCCGGAAGAAUCUGGAUUUCGGGAUCCUACCGGGCGGCAUGGAGGAGGUCGCGCUCUACUCGCAGAACCGGGACCGCGUCUUCAUCCGCAAGCGCGCGGGCUUCAUCAAGUACGCGCUGCAGCACGGCUACAACCUCCAGCCCGCGUUCACGUUCGGCGAGUCGGACAUCUACGCGUCCCUCCAACACCCGCUCUACCGGAGGCUGUGCCUCUUCACGCUCAAGCACGCGGGCUUCGUGAUCCCCGUCUUCUGGGGGCCGCGCUGGUACUGCCCGCUCCUGCCCCGCGACGACGUCGCGCUCCACACGGUCAUCGCGCACCCGGUGAAGCUGCCGAAGAUCGAGCAACCGACGGCGGACGACGUCGCGCACUGGCACGGCCGCUACGUCGCGGCGCUCCAGGCCAUCUACGACGACCACAAGGCCCGCUUCGGCUACGGCCACCGGGAGCUCGACCUCCAGUAA
This is a messenger RNA of Aureococcus anophagefferens, 477 nucleotides long. RefSeq lists its product as hypothetical. Gene Ontology annotation, cellular component: endoplasmic reticulum membrane. The transcript has a single exon. The coding region runs from base 1 to 477 and encodes 158 amino acids. Gene Ontology annotation, molecular function: diacylglycerol O-acyltransferase activity. Gene Ontology annotation, biological process: triglyceride biosynthetic process. Lineage: Eukaryota; Pelagophyceae; Pelagomonadales; Pelagomonadaceae. The record is from RefSeq and is a predicted model, not a curated record.